CCGAGGCUGCCGAGCAGAGAGUGAGUGAGGCAAACACAACCCAAACUGGGGGGUUUCUCUUCAAAGCCAGCUGGUCUGGCUUUAUUCUACAGGAAUUUUUUACCUGCCGGUUUGAUCAACGAAGCCCUCAGCAGGUGCUGACGGGUACAACUUCCUGGAGAAGCAGAAGAAGGGCACUGGAAAACGAAACAAAAACAUGUUUAGCCUGAAAUUUCACCUUAUUAUGCCAGAAAAUACUGCAAAAGGGGAGAGAGGCAGAACUGAAACUAGUUACUGAGCUUCUGAGUUUGUCUCAGGCUAAACUUUGCUUGCCGAUUUCUGACUGCCACUGAAGAACUUCAAAACCCUUGGUACAUUUCUUCCAUGCAAGCCUAGACUCAUUUUUGGAGUCCCUAAAUCUCAACAGGGGAAAGGUGCCGAGCAAGAAUUGUAAACUGUGAAGUAACUACUAUGGGAAAGUCUAAGUAAAGCAUUGGAGGCGGAUGAUUUUGACAAUAAAGAGGGUGUAUGUGCAGGAACGGAUGCAGGGGACUGUGAACUGAGUAGUGCAAGUGCUGAAGAAGGAGGUUUGUUUUGAGGAAACGGGAAAGAGGAAGAAAAGAGAAGGGAAAAAUACAUAAUUUUAAGGAAGAAGGAGAGGAAAAAAAACGGGGACUAUGGGGAGAAAAAAGAUUCAGAUUACAAGGAUUAUGGAUGAACGUAACAGACAGGUGACUUUUACAAAGAGGAAAUUUGGGUUAAUGAAGAAGGCUUAUGAACUGAGUGUCCUGUGUGACUGUGAGAUUGCUCUGAUCAUCUUCAACAGCACCAACAAAUUGUUCCAGUAUGCCAGCACUGAUAUGGACAAAGUGUUGCUGAAAUAUACCGAGUACAACGAGCCACACGAGAGUCGAACGAAUUCAGAUAUUGUUGAGACGUUGAGAAAGAAAGGACUUAAUGGCUGUGACAGUCCAGACCCCGAUGCAGACGAUUCAGCAUUGAACAAGAAAGAAAACAAAGGUUGUGAAAGCCCCGAUCCUGACUCCUCUUACGCUCUCACCCCACGCACUGAAGAAAAAUACAAAAAAAUUAAUGAAGAAUUUGAUAAUAUGAUCAAGAGCCAUAAAAUACCUGCUGUUCCACCACCAAACUUUGAGAUGCCAGUGUCUAUCCCAGUGUCCAACCACAACAGUUUGGUGUACAGUAACCCAGUCAGCACACUGGGGAACCCCAACCUCUUGCCACUGGCUCAUCCUUCUUUGCAAAGAAAUAGCAUGUCUCCUGGAGUGACACAUCGGCCUCCGAGUGCAGGUAACACAGGUGGCCUGAUGGGUGGAGACCUCACAACCGGUGCAGGCACCAGUGCAGGUUGUGUGCCACAGCCUGUGAUCUGGGAAGAAAAGAUGAGCACAGAUUACAAAGUCUCUCCUAGCAUUUGUCUUCUUGGAAAUGGAUAUGGCAACCCCCGCAACUCACCAGGUCUGCUGGUCUCACCUGGCAACUUGAACAAGAACAUGCAAGCAAAAUCUCCGCCUCCAAUGAAUUUGGGAAUGAACAACCGUAAACCAGAUCUCCGUGUGCUUAUUCCACCUGGAAGCAAGAAUACAAUGCCAUCAGUGAAUCAGAGGAUAAAUAACUCCCAGUCUGCUCAGUCAUUGGCUACUCCAGUGGUUUCCGUAGCAACUCCUACUCUACCAGGGCAAGGGAUGGGAGGAUACCCAUCAGCCAUCUCAACAACAUAUGGUACUGAAUAUUCUCUGAGUAGUGCAGAUAUAUCAUCUCUCUCUGGGUUUAAUACAGCCAGUGCUCUUCAUCUUGGUUCUGUGACUGGCUGGCAACAGCAACACCUACAUAACAUGCCACCAUCUGCCCUCAGCCAAUUGGGAGCUUGCACUAGCACUCAUUUAUCUCAGAGUACAAAUCUCUCCCUGCCUUCUACUCAAAGCCUCAGCAUCAAGUCAGAACCUGUUUCUCCUCCUAGAGACCGUACCACCACACCCUCGAGAUACCCACAGCACACGCGCCAUGAGGCUGGGAGAUCUCCUGUUGACAGUUUGAGCAGCUGUAGCAGUUCCUACGAUGGAAGUGACCGAGAAGACCACCGGAAUGAAUUUCACUCCCCCAUUGGACUCACCAGACCUUCGCCGGACGAAAGGGAAAGCCCCUCUGUCAAGCGCAUGCGGCUCUCUGAAGGAUGGGCGACAUGAUAACUUUAUUAUUAUUAUUAUUAAUUAUUAUUACCUAUUAGUUUUGGGUUUUUUGUUGGUUUUUUUCUUUUCGUUUUGUUUUCCUU
This is a messenger RNA of Calypte anna (Anna's hummingbird), 2272 nucleotides long. RefSeq names its product myocyte enhancer factor 2C (gene MEF2C). Gene Ontology annotation, molecular function: histone deacetylase binding; protein dimerization activity; DNA-binding transcription factor activity, RNA polymerase II-specific. Bases 657 to 2186 code for a protein of 509 amino acids. The transcript has 14 exons. The record is from RefSeq and is a predicted model, not a curated record. NCBI's taxonomy places the organism in Eukaryota, Metazoa, Chordata, Aves, Apodiformes, Trochilidae. Gene Ontology annotation, biological process: heart development; cell differentiation; positive regulation of transcription by RNA polymerase II.